AUGGAGGUGGUGGUGGUGGUGGCUGUAGCAGUGGCAGUGAUGGUGGUGAUGUUGGCAGUGGCUGUGGUAGUGGUGACAGUAGGGCUGAUAGUGGGGGUGGUAGUGGUGAAGGUGGGAGUAAGGGUGGUGCAGGUGGCAGUGAUGGUGAUGGUGCUGGCAAUGGUGGUGGUGACGGUGGGGGUGAUGGUGGGGUUGGUAGUAGAGGUGGCGAUGGGUGGUGGUGGCGGCGAUGACAAUGAUGACUGUGGUGAUGUGGCGGCAGCGGCUAUGGUGAUAGUCAUGAUAAGAUGGUGGUAG
Prunus armeniaca (apricot) is the source of this 297-nucleotide messenger RNA. The record is from the annotation of a GenBank genome assembly. NCBI's taxonomy places the organism in Eukaryota, Viridiplantae, Streptophyta, Magnoliopsida, Rosales, Rosaceae.